AUGAUCCAGGCUUCCAUCGGCUUCAGUCAAUUCCGUGUCAAGGCUGCCUUUGACUACCAGGCGUUCCUGGUUGCGGACAUUACUUCACUUGAGUUUUUGAUGUACAAUGUGCGUCGCAGUCUUGAAGGGAGCGGCGACCGACUCGUGGCCAUCUUCGAUGGCGAUGCGGUGCAGAUCUUUGGCACGACCAACUCGGCGGCGCAGGGGCUGUCGCUCUACCAAGCUGUACAAAAGCUGAUCCAGGAGCGGCGGGCCAAUUUUGAGACAUCUCUGAAGGAGAUUGAAAAGUUCAUGAGGCGCCGGUCUCGCGGCAAUAGCAGCACGACGAUAUCAUCUCCUCAGACCUCGGCGCCGCCCAAAUUGCCAGUCGACGACACUCUGGCAAAGUCGCCCAUCUCCUUGGACACGGACGUGGUCGUGACAUUGAAGGCGCUGAACCUCGGCAUCUUCCCGAAUACGUUCUCGGAUCAUCAGGUCUUCAAGAUCGAGGCACUUGACGCACACGCAAGAUUUGCGGCGAGCAUGGAGCAGAGAAGGAUCCACAGCAUCCUCGACCUGACGUUGGGCCAGCUCCGGAUAGGACUCGCUGGGGUGCGCAACAGUGAAGCACCGAAGACGUUGAGUGAGAUUACUGUAGAGGACGUGGUUGCCCGGGCCACUGGACUCGCGGCGGAACCAUGA
Verticillium alfalfae VaMs.102 is the source of this 681-nucleotide messenger RNA. RefSeq lists its product as hypothetical. NCBI's taxonomy places the organism in Eukaryota, Fungi, Ascomycota, Sordariomycetes, Glomerellales, Plectosphaerellaceae. The coding region runs from base 1 to 681 and encodes 226 amino acids. The transcript has a single exon. The record is from RefSeq and is a predicted model, not a curated record. Gene Ontology annotation, biological process: fermentation. Gene Ontology annotation, cellular component: membrane.